Molecule: messenger RNA, 823 nt
Organism: Cryptomeria japonica (Japanese cedar)
Lineage: Eukaryota; Viridiplantae; Streptophyta; Pinopsida; Cupressales; Cupressaceae
Product: histone H2AX
Exons: 2
Coding region: 178-594 (138 amino acids)
Cellular component (GO): nucleosome
Molecular function (GO): DNA binding; structural constituent of chromatin; protein heterodimerization activity
Source: RefSeq, a predicted model, not a curated record
UUUAAACCCAUAGCUCUCAGAGAUUUUACACGCAUCAAUCGAAACUUUGCUUUUUCUCUUUUACUGUUGCAUUGAUCUCUAUUGCAGGACAAAAAGGAAAGAAGAGCAUAGCUGUUCGAACUCAAGACCUGUCGGUGCCAUUUCUAAGCUUUUUUUUGAAAAUCUAGGGCUGUAAAAAUGAGUUCUUCAGGUGCAAAGGGCGGCCGUGGAAAAGCCAAGUCGACGAAAUCCGUUUCGAGGUCUCAGAAGGCAGGGCUUCAGUUUCCUGUUGGAAGAAUCGCAAGGUUUCUUAAGGCAGGGAAAUAUGCAGAACGUGUGGGGGCGGGCGCACCUGUUUAUCUUGCUGCUGUUCUUGAGUAUCUCGCAGCCGAGGUCCUGGAGCUUGCUGGAAAUGCUGCCCGAGACAAUAAAAAGAAUCGUAUUGUACCCAGGCAUAUUCAGCUAGCAGUGAGGAAUGAUGAAGAGUUGAGUAAACUGCUUGGUACUGUAACAAUUGCAAAUGGAGGAGUUUUGCCCAACAUCCACCAAGUUCUCUUGCCUAAGAAGGCUGGAAAGGAUAAGGGAGAUGUUGGAUCUUCUUCUCAAGAGUUUUGAUCUGGUGACUUGCAUGAUGUUGAAAGAUAUUUUAAGAAUCACUUAGUUUGAUCAUGCCAAACUAUGCAUUCUCAUAAAUGAUUCUGUUUUUGGGAUGUAGUGGCCAUAUUUUGUCAAUUUGAAUUUGUUGACUGUCUCAUGGUCAUGGAGACUAUUAUGUCUUGAAAUGUAUUGAGGAUAAAGAGCUUGUCCUAUCUUGAACUUUAUCAAUAUAAUUUAAUUUACUCUU